This is a messenger RNA of Kazachstania africana CBS 2517, 1050 nucleotides long. RefSeq lists its product as uncharacterized. The record is from RefSeq and is a predicted model, not a curated record. Lineage: Eukaryota; Fungi; Ascomycota; Saccharomycetes; Saccharomycetales; Saccharomycetaceae. The transcript has a single exon. Bases 1 to 1050 code for a protein of 349 amino acids.
AUGGGGUAUGCUAUGGUAGGCUACCCUACACGACCUCACAAGAGGAGGAGAAGGGUCCCUCAUCAGGAUUUGUUUCGGAUAUACUACGAAAACAAUCAUCUAACCAGAACCAAGAAACGUAACAUUGCCAGCACUGCCAAUCAUGAUAAUAUUCUUUUUCCAUUAACCGUCCAUAGAAAAUUAACAUUACAGGAUUUGCCGACAGAGAUUAUACAACGUAUUUUUGUCUUAUCACAAGAAGUUGAUACCAUGCCCAUUUUAAAUAGAUUCUUCUUCCAUAGCCUCAGAGUACAGCCAUCCCUCCAACUGGACAUGCUUUGGGAAAGACACAUUUUCUAUCCAGAAGAAUAUAAUAUAACAGAAUAUGUGGGCCAGGACGGUAAAUUUCUAUUAAAACCGAUUUUUUUCAAUAAUCUUAAUAAUAUUGCAUUUUUUUAUAACAAUUUUGAAUUCUUCAAUCACAAAAUUUUAAAAAUUUUAUCAAAAGAUACAUUUGCUGCUCUCGAGGAUGGUUCGUUUGACACUUCCAAUGAAAUAGAUUUCAAUACUUUUCCAUCUGGUGAUUAUCCGUCAAUUUUUUAUGAUAACAUUGGAAUUUUCUUUAAGUUCGAAGGUAUCGUUGAAUUAUUCAAGAAAUAUUUUACAUUUGAAAAUCCGUCACAUUUAAUUGCACAAAUCUUCAAUUGGCUCUUUUACAGACAAGAUCGCCAUACGAUUUCUCAAAUAUUUCCCAUCUUGGAUUCGAUUUGUUCCACUUCAGACCUCUCUCCAGACCCAUUAUUUGAAAUUCUUCAAAUAUUAUUCGUAGAUAAUAGCAACAGCGACUCUUAUCUGUGUAAACUGUUGGAACUACCCACACAUGAAUCCCACGAAUUGCUGGCAAAAAAACUGAAGUGGGUAGAAUCGUUUAUCUUCAGAUACUACAGUAAAUCAAACGAGUCUCUUUCAGAUCCGAACAUUUGGCAUCUGCUGAAAAAAAUCUCUAACGUCAAUCUGAUAGAUCUAAUCAUCAAUUAUGGGGGGACUCCACAGUACAGUUCUAUGGUGUAA